GCGCCAUCAAGACGACUAGCUUGCCAACGGCCAGUGCAGGAGUUGGUGAAGGGCAAGCAGCAGCAGCAACAGGUUGGUGGUGCGAGGAACCUGGGUGUGGGUCAGGUUGGACCGGACCGGAAGGACGUGUGCCAGAUGAGUACGACGACUUCGCCGCAUUCGUCGGAUCGGCUGUGUACGAUCGGAGAGGAGGUCAACAAUUUGCUGUUGAACACGAAGAGCACUGCGAACAACGUGGGUGGAGUUGGCAAGCCAAGGUUAGACAUUAACGUAAACAAGCUGGAGGGCAUCGAGAUGAACUCGAAGAAGUCGUGCACGCAGUCCAGUUCGAUUUCGAGUGAGAUCGACAUCCAGGAGAGUGCCAUGCUGAGGCGGCAGCAGCUGUCCCGGGUCGCGGAAUGGGUCCAGAACAACUCCAAGCUGAGCCAUCCGGAGAACCUGAGCAACACGGAGUCCGACAUUGAAAACUUGACGCUUGCAUCUGCCGCUUCGCUCACCCUAGUCGAUAGUUUGAACAAUAAUAACGCGUUAAGUAGUGGCCUCGCGGCGGUUGAUCCCGGCAGUGACACUAAACUGAUAGCUAGUGAUAUUAAAAUAAGUCAUAGUAUUAGUAACAACAACAGCAGUAGCAUUGUCAACAACAACCACAUCACCAACAACAACAACACCUUUGCUCAAGCCAACAUCCCAGCGCCCGGCGUGUCCGCAGUCGGUUCCCGAGGUCACAGUCACACUAGUCUUAAGGCCGCCAUCGCCAGCAAUACCGCCCAGCUGGACUACAACAGCAACAGCCAUGGUCCGCUCCCGCUGUACCAUCCCGCCCACCAUCUCCACCUGCACCGUGACCAAUCCGACGACCAGAGCUGCGGCGUAGACCUGGCCCAGAUGGAGUACAACGUGAAGCAGUUCCUGCUGAAGCAAAAUGAGUGGUCAGCCAUCUCGAGGCGACUGUCCUCGUCGACCACCUCGGGGACGAUCGAUCCCCAGCAGCUUGGUCCGCCGUCGCCGGUGUUCAUCCCGAAGGAAGUUCCGGUGGUGAAGAAAGCGAGUGGUAGAACCGGUGGGGAAGUUUCCCGGGAUGGCGGUGGCGCAGACCGCGAUGGGGACGUCGCAGUUCCACAAUAACAGUAGCAAGUACGCCAUCAAUCCGCACCGGACGGAAACGAAUCUGUAAGAUGUUGGUGUUGGGAGUAGACGGGUAGAGAUAGAAUCGAAGGCUUUGGAACUGCGGGACUGGACAGGAAUAUAGAGUGUGAUGCUUUGUGUCGGACAGUCGUUUUGUAAUGUUUGGAUAUCAUGCAUUAGUGUAAUAGAGGAGAAAAGCAACUCGCGACAAAAUUUUGAGGCUAGGAAUUUUGACAGGUAUGAUUUUCAUAAAGUAUUCGCCUCCUUUUCUCUCCCACAGAAAACCUGGGAACGAGGUAGCUGUCAAACUAGGCCAAAAUGUUAAAGUCACUCACAAAAUGAACUUUGAGUGAUUUGAGUUCAUUCCUGACGUCACGAUUUUCUCCUCUAUUCUAUUUAAACUUUUCGUCGCCCAUUAGAGUGCUGAUUUGGGUGGAUGUACUGGUUAGGGUGGUCCAAAUCCUGGCUUACUCCUGGCUACCCCUUGAAAUCAACGAAAAUUUAAGCUCAUAAUGACCACGGGAACCUCUCCCUCUAAGCCCUUGAAUUUUGUAUUGGAAUAUUUUCAACUGUUCCAGUGUUUACCUGUGAAAGGCGUCCCAUUGGUUCGCACGACCCAAGAAGAGUAUCGGGACCGCAUUUACAAAGUGUCCCUCUGACUUUGAUACCCUGCUCUCGCACAAAGUCAUUCACACAAUCAUUUGACUACCACCACCACCUCUAUCACUUUUAAAACCGCUCUGAGCGCUUUUGCCAAUCACUUGACCCAUGAUUCAAAUGAUUGCUGUCACCACAGUUACUCGCACAAGCGACAAGAUACACAAUCUGUUGUCAUACAAACGGGGUAACUUUUUAGUUUGACACCCUUUUUACAUGGAGUUCACACACUCUACCAAACGUUUGUUUUGUGUAAAAUGUGAUAGUUCGUCACUUCUUAGUUUGAUUUUGACAAAAAAGUGACUAACCGCGGAUCAGACCCAGAAAUUGCCGCAAUAUGCACCCUUUUUGUUACAUCCUAGUUCAUAUCCAUUGAACAGUGUUUCAAAUGCGUGAUAGAAAAAAAAACUAUCAUUUGAUCAUUUCCCCAGAGAUCUCGAGAUUCACGUUGAUGUUACGUGAAAAGCUAUGUGGUAUUUUUCCACUAGACUUUUCACGUAACUUCUACGAGGUGGUUCUAGUAGAAGCGGAAUUUGCUUGGCCAGAUCCUUUCACGUUGAUUUUACGUGAUUUACACGUGAAAGCUAAAUGUAUCAGCUAAUGAAAUCUACCUGAACGUUUUAAUGAUCGUUAUAGGAACUUUCUAAUACUUUUGAGGUCUUAUUUCAGAUUAUUUUUCUGUUUAAAAUAACAAAAUAAUGCAAUUUUCAAUUCUAAUUUAUUGAUUUAUUGAACUCUUCUUUGAAUAAACAACAUUUUACAAAUAAAAAAAUCUCGAUUUCGUGAUGCUCCGUGUCGAAGUUGAGCAUCCAUUUUGAUUUCCGCUUGACGAAUCGAAUUUGGCCACAGGGCGAUCGUUCCUGCGGAGUGAACUGACAGCUGGUCUGACUGGUCGUCCUUGUUGGUACUGUCACCGUGAUUUGAAUCUUUCCCUGAUAAAUAAAGAAAUAAACGAAACUUAACCUCAAAGGUAAACAACCGAAUGAACUUUUUUGACAGGUGUCAGUUCCGGGACUUUAAAAGCAUUUAAAAUUUUGAUUAUGUUCCGGUUGUUCCGUUUCGCAUGGACACAAAUACGGCCAGGGACACGGCACGGCCACGGGAAUGGCCAGGAACAGGCACCUACACAGCCAGGGACACGAAAACGGCCAGAAGCACGGACACGAACACGGGCAGGAGUCCGGACAAGGACACGGCCUAGAGCACGGCCACGGGAACGACCAGGAACAGGCAACUACGUGGUCAGGUGCACGUAACGAACACGGCCCGAAGCACGGACAAGCCCACGGGCACUAAUACGGAAAAAACUCGGGUAAUGACGUUUCGCGUAAUCGGAAGCAAAUUCAAAUUCAAAAAAAUGCUAAGUCCUGAUUUGACACCUGUCAAACCACUCAAACGGCACUCACAAAAUGAAUACUGAGUUCUUUGAGUUCAUUUGCUACGUCACGGUUUUCUUGCCUAUAAUGUUGCUUAAAAUCAUCGUCAAAAUCUCUUUAAACCAAAUUAAUCUUACGGUUGUAGUGAAACUAGUAGGACGAUGAGAGGGUGGCCAUAAAAAAAACCCGGCGUAAAUGCUCGGACCGAGGCCAGACACCAGUUCCAUGGCCUGAAACGAGUUAUAUCCGUACUCAAACUUCCCCUGGGCACACUCGAAAAAGGUCGACGAUACGUUGGCCAUGUUCGUGACAUUUCCGGUGGACUCACGCAACACGGUAGCUCCGAUUGCCAUUCCGACGGACCAAAUCGACACAGUUGCGCCUGGGAUUGCCUCCGAGGGGUACGAAUUACAUGGCCACCGGGGAAGAAGAUAGUGCUUCAAAAGAUCUGCAAAAAAGUGAAUUAUUAAAACAAAAUCUAAUUAAACUUAAUUUAACUUACCGUCUGUUCCAUUUUUGAUGAAAUUUUGCGAGCACAAGUUCGGCCGCAGGUCUUCACCGUACGCCAUCAAUUUUCAUACUAAAAUAAUCACGUAGAAAUUUGGCCGAAUGGAUCACUCAAGUCCCGUUGAAGUUACAUUUCAAAACACAUAAAAGCUACAUGAAAAACUCUAGUGGAAAAAUACUGUAAGGGUUUUCACGUAACUUCAACGUGAAUACAUUUUUUCCGGAACACUUUCACAUUAUUUUUACGUGUGUCACGUAAAACGGACGUAGUGAGGGGAAAAUUGAGGUUACGUGAUUUUUCAGGUAGCAUCAACGUGUGGAUUAUUUUGAGUGCACGUCUCCUCUUUUCCUUGACUACGCACUCUCAACGCUGAGUAUUCCGUUCUCUCAAAAAAAAAAAAAAACUAAAUUGAAAAACACGAAAGAGCAAUUCCGAACUGACCACACAUUACGUCCCGCUAAACUGUACUGGAGAAAUUGGAUUUGUGACGGCUUCAGUGGAUAAACACUGUUUAUGGGGGAUGAUUGUGAAUGUGGAAUUGAGAGAAGGAGAUGGCGCAAAAAGAAGAGCACUAUGGGCACGAGUCAGGCAUGACAAUUGUAUUCACUCAAAACUGAGGGUUUGAUAUAUUUACAACCCUGAUUUCUAGGAAUCUUUCAUAAGUUGAAUCAUUUUAAAUAAAGAAAGUAGUUUGUCAAAUGCAAAGCAUCACAAUGAUUCCUGCAAUAAAAAAGACAACCGUUACAAUUUCAUGAAUGUAUCCAUUUUUCUGGUGUUGUAUCUUGAGUUUCAAAAAGUCAUCAAUUUAUAUAUUUAAGUUUUUAAACAAAGUUCGUCUACGUUGGGAAGCCAAAAUUCGAGUCCCAUUAUACAACUCAUAGCUAGUCAAUGUUAAACAAAGAAAAAAAUAAGCAUAAACCAAAAGAAGACGUAUCAUAAAUUCCCUUGAAAAGCUGGGUAAAGAAAAAGCAAAAAACUGGUGUAGUUUGAUAAGCAAAAUAUAAAAACAAAAAUGCUGGGAAAUCUCCAUUCACAUUUGGUGUUCAGUUCUACGAUUAAGCAUUUAAGGUGAGAUGUACCAAUUUAUGUUGCCCAAAAAAAAGCAAAUCCGACACACAUUGUCGUCACACGUAUAGGUACAUUUAAAGUGCUCAUCAUCCAAAUUAAAACCUUAAAAAUGCUAAGCCAAGUUGAGCGUCGUGUAGAACCGCGAACAGACUCGCAUUGAUUGCCUUUUGUGUGGAAGGAAUAAAGCAACAACUCAAAUGUUAAACAUUACUGCAAAAAGAAAAUGAAACAAAAAUGUACCAAAAUAAAUCAUCAAAUUCCAAGUGUAACCCAGCAGCUGGCAAAAACAGAAAUAAAAAUGGAGAAAGCAACUAUUUAGACAACUAGAAUUUACUAGAAGCAAAGUGCAUUUUUGUGUCAUAUUGGAGAAUGCCUUGCCCGAAUCGAUGAUAAGUAUGUGUGUAAAUCAGCAAAAGAUGCUUGAAAGGUGCGCAACUGUGCUAAAACAAGUGUAGAAACUAACAGAACUUGCUUAAAUUGCAAAAUGGAUAAAAGCUAACUGAGGUGAGAAAGCGGAGAAAUAAAAGCUGUACUAGAAUAGACCAUUGGUUUGAUCCUAAAUCAAGUUGUGCGCUGUACUGUUAUGUAAAUCAUGGGCGGGGAAAAAUCACAAUAUCAAACCGUUUCUUAUUCAUUUAGUUUCCGCGCAAAAACUAUUAAACUCUAUCCAACGUACUAUACUGAUUAGUGAAGAAACAAAAACGUACUAUUAUUCAUCUACUAGUUAUACUAUCCAAUGUGUGAGGCUUAUUUUGAACGGGAUUAGUUACAAAAGAAACUGAUGUUGAUGAUAUUUUACAGAUAAAUCUUAGUAAAAAAAAUGCUUAUAACAAGGAAUCAAGGACUAAUCAAAACCAUGUUGUUAUUCUGCACACAAAAAAACAAAACACACACAAAACUCCACUCUGUAUACUUACUUUACGAUAAGCUUUUGUUCAAAUAUAUACUUCUUGAAGCUAUUGCUUUGGCGCUAUCCGCACAAUGUAAUCGCACCUAAAUAUAUUAACAUUUAACAAAACACAUCUA
Molecule: messenger RNA, 5760 nt
Organism: Culex quinquefasciatus (southern house mosquito)
Lineage: Eukaryota; Metazoa; Arthropoda; Insecta; Diptera; Culicidae
Product: probable serine/threonine-protein kinase MARK-A
Exons: 1
Coding region: 136-1125 (329 amino acids)
Source: RefSeq, a predicted model, not a curated record